This is a messenger RNA of Durio zibethinus, 3652 nucleotides long. RefSeq names its product proline-rich receptor-like protein kinase PERK8. Gene Ontology annotation, molecular function: ATP binding; protein kinase activity. The record is from RefSeq and is a predicted model, not a curated record. Gene Ontology annotation, biological process: protein phosphorylation. NCBI's taxonomy places the organism in Eukaryota, Viridiplantae, Streptophyta, Magnoliopsida, Malvales, Malvaceae.
UACCAAUUUCCUCAGAAGAAAAAGAAACAGCCUUUUUCUUUUUCUUUUUUUCUUGCUAAUAAUCAAUACCACCGUCUCAGUGGCUUUUCAAGAUUCCAAUUUUCUUCAGAUUUUUUGGACAGAUAGUUGUUAUGGCAUUCUGGUUGUUGCUUCGAAGUGGGAACUCAGUCUUGUGAUUUAAAAUUUUGAGUUUGGUGAUCUGGGAUUUGCUUUUUGGAGGCUUUUAAGAACUGGGUUAUCCUCAUUUUUUGAGGUUGUUGGAGUGUGCAAUCUUGGUUAUACCAGGAAUGGAAUUUAGUUGAUUGGUUUUUGUGCCUAAGCUUGACUUGUUGGAACAUUUUCUAUUAGUUUCUAGGGGUUGCUGUUGUCAAUGCUUUGGAGUUUUCUUUGUGUUUUAGAGAAGGAGCUUUGAUACACGUUUAAAGGCCUUAAUUUUGGCAUUUUGUGCUGUGGAAACGAUGUAUGGAUGUAGUUUGUGGAACAAUAGGAGCUUAGGUGUUUAGAUUUUUCUAAAAUGGAUAUGAGACUGUAGGGAAUAUAUUAGUGUUAAUCAUUUAGAGAAAUAUGACUUCAACUUUACCUUCUGUGGUUCCACCAACUUCUAGUGAUAUCUCACCACCACCAUCAUCAGCACCUCCUACGUCUUCCUCCUCUAAUUCCUCAACCACUUCGCCAUCCCCCACAUCAUCUUUGCCAAAUCAAACUACUUAUCCUCCACCAGCCUCACCACUAACAAAUUCUUUGUCUCCACCACCUCAAUCACCUCCUACAUCACAACCUUUGUCACCACCACCGGCAUUGGCAACUCCACCAGCUUCCCCUCCACCAUCAAUCCCAGCAUCUCCUCCUCCAUCCCUUCCACCUUCCCCACCUCUGUCACUGCCAACAUCUCCACCUUCACCUCCUGCUCUCCCUCCACCCUCCCCAGUUUUAUCUCCACCACCUCAGUCACCUCCUCCAGUUGUCCCUAUAGCUUCUCCCCCAUCACCACCUUUGUCACGACCACCAGCAUUGGCAACUCCAUCAGCUUCACCUCCACCAUCAACUCCAGCAUCUCCUCCUCCAUCCCCUCCAUCUUCCCCACCUCCAUCAUUGCCAACAUCUCCUCCACCUUCACCUCCUGCUGUCCCUUCACCCUUGGAGAAUUCACCACCCUCCCCAGUUUUAUCUCCACCACUGCAAUCUGGUGGUUUUCCACCUGCACAAGUUGCAUCGGCACCUCCGGUUGUAACUUCGCCUCCACCUCAGGUCAUUGCACUUUCCCCACCUCCUCCAACUAAUGUUCCAACGACACCCUCCUCAAAGUCUCUACCUUCACCACCAGCAACAGCACCACCUGGAAGCUCUUUCUCACCUCCUACACUUACACCUUCACCUUCUAGCUCAAAGUCUGCUCCUCCUCCUCCAGCCGCAACUUUUCCCUCCACACCUACAUUAUCAUCCCCGCCUCCUUCAGUUCCUUCAACCUCCUUACCACCUACACUUUCACCCCCGGAAACUCCAAGUACUCCAUCAACAACGGGAAGUCCUAAUUCAUCACUUUUGCCCUCAAUUCCAACAGAAAAACCAUCUGCAAAGUCAACUAAUGGUAUUAGUACCAAUGCAUCUGCAAAUGCAACAUCAUCUGGUAAAAAUGGUUUAGGUGCUGGAGGUGCUGUGGCAGUAGGCAUUGUUGUUGGGUUUAUUGUGCUCAGUCUUCUUGCGAUGGCUGUGUGGUUUGCACAGAAACGGAAGAGGAAGAGGGCUCGACCAAAAAUUGGGUACGCUAUGCCUUCUCCAUUUGCCUCUCCACAAAAUUCAGAUUCUGCACUUUUAAGGCCCCAGUCUACACAUCAAGUAGUGGAAAGUGGUUCUAACAGUGGUUUUUAUUCACCUUCAGAGCCUGGUGGGGUCAAUAAUUCCAGGACAUGGUUUACAUAUGAAGAGCUAGUCCAGGCAACAGAUGGGUUUUCAGAAUAUAAUCUUUUGGGUGAAGGUGGAUUUGGUUGUGUAUACAAAGGUAUCCUCACAGAUGGUAGAGAAGUGGCUGUUAAGCAGCUAAAGAUUGGUGGUGGACAGGGGGAGCGGGAGUUCAGAGCAGAAGUUGAGAUUAUUAGCCGAGUACAUCAUCGCCAUUUGGUUUCACUGGUGGGGUACUGUAUAUCAGAGCAUCAAAGAUUGCUUGUCUAUGAUUAUGUCCCGAAUAACACCCUUCAUUACCAUCUCCAUGGUAGAGGCAGGCCAGUAAUGGAUUGGGUAGUACGAGUCAAGGUUGCUGCAGGUGCAGCUCGUGGGAUAGCUUACCUCCAUGAAGACUGCCAUCCUCGCAUCAUUCAUAGGGAUAUCAAGUCAUCAAACAUUCUUCUUGACAACAAUUUCAAGGCUCAGGUUUCAGAUUUUGGACUUGCAAAGUUAGCUUUGGAUUCAAAUACACAUGUAACCACACGUGUGAUGGGAACCUUUGGAUAUAUGGCUCCAGAAUAUGCAACAAGUGGCAAGUUAACUGAAAAAUCUGAUGUUUAUUCCUUUGGUGUCGUGCUCUUGGAGCUAAUUACUGGGCGCAAGCCUGUUGAUGAUUCUCAGCCCCUAGGUGAUGAGAGCCUAGUUGAAUGGGCUCGACCACUGCUUGCUGAAGCAAUUGAACAUCAAGACUUUGAGGAGUUGGUAGAUCCAAGGCUGGAAAAGAAGUAUGUGGAUCAUGAAAUAUUUCGAAUGAUUGAGGCAGCUGCAGUUUGUGUACGACAUUCAGCUGCUAAAAGGCCAAAAAUGAGUCAGGUGGUGAGAGCUCUAGACUCAUUGGAUGAGUCAUCAGAUCUCACAAAUGGAAUGAGACCUGGCCAAAGUGAAGUUUUUGAUUCAGCGCAGCCGUCUGCGCAAAUCAGAAUGUUUCAGAGGUUAGCAUUUGUCAGUCAAGACUACAGUUCUAAUUUCUUUAGUCACACUCAGAGCAGUUGGAAAGGUCAAGAAGAUGGUAGUCAAGGUAGCCGGAGGAGUCGAGAGCUUAUGGAUUGUAGCACCUUGAUGCCUUGAAUCCGACUCGGAUGUCAAGCAAGUCAGAUGAGUUCAAUGUGUAAACCAUUACAAGAAAAUUGAAUUGCUCUUAUUAUUAGUACUGACUGAGACUUCAGAUGCAUCACACUGUUAAAAGGGGAUAUGCUCUACCUCUCAAUUUUGUAUAGGAUGGAAUCAGGUGUUGCUUCUCACUUGAUGUGUACUCUUGAGCAUUUUUUUUUUCCUUCUUAAUAUUAAAAGAAAAAAAGAAAAAAAGAAAAAGCAUCCAUGAUUUCCCUGUAAGAAUGCCUGUGCAUUUAUUUUCUAUGAUUUAGAAUCAUUCAUUCAUCUUUUUUUCCUCGUUUUAACUCCUGAAUUCGUUUUGCACCUGGAAAUAAUGAAAAGAAAAACUUUAGGCUUUUCCUUAUUUGUAAGUAAUUAAAAUUUUCUUAGUCCGGAUUCCCAACAAAUUCCACUGCCCAACUUAUAGAUGGGCUUUUUUUUCCUUUUCUUUGGUCUUGAGUUUAGAUGUGCCUUGAUUAUCUGAUUUAUUAACAGUCCAAGGUUGACAGGGUUGAUCAAGUGGCUACCCUGUUAAACCUUAUAUUGUUUUGAUAUUGAAGCUGACUUGGUCCCUUUUUUUGUUUAAUGAAAGUCGAUUGAAAAUAAGGAUGCGGUGGGA